Messenger RNA from Aspergillus alliaceus, 908 nucleotides. RefSeq names its product HAD family hydrolase. Lineage: Eukaryota; Fungi; Ascomycota; Eurotiomycetes; Eurotiales; Aspergillaceae. The record is from RefSeq and is a predicted model, not a curated record. Gene Ontology annotation, biological process: dephosphorylation; DNA repair. The coding region runs from base 108 to 809 and encodes 233 amino acids. The transcript has a single exon. Gene Ontology annotation, molecular function: phosphoglycolate phosphatase activity.
ACUCUGGAUUUAAGAUUGAUUCAAUUUCCCCAGAACCAAAAAAGAAAAAACCUCAUUGACGACCAUAGAUCAGCGCCUCUCCACCCCAAAACACAACCUAUUGAAAAAUGCCACCCACAACCCUCGCCAUCUUCGACUUCGACGGCACCCUCUUCAAUACCCACGAAUCCAUCUCACAAACCAUCCAACUAACCUUCCACGCCCUCCUCCCCGCCUACGGCCCUCCCCAAUCCGAAGUCCGCCGCUUGAUCGCCAGCGGCGCCGGCCUCUCCGACACCUUCCGCGCCCUCCACCCAAACCCAACGACCUUUAACGAAAACGAAGACGCCUGGAUCGACAAAUACCGCGCCCUCUAUGCAACCCAUGGCCAACUCCUCAUCAGAGCCUUCCCGGGCGCCCGGGACGUCCUUGCCGCGCUCAAGGGCCAUCAUGUACCCGUCGCCAUCGUGAGCAAUAAGGGUGUGGCGGCGGUGAAGACCACGCUGGAGCAGAAUGGGCUCGACGGGUACGUGCCGGAGGACUUGAUCAUCGGUGAUAAGACGCCCGGGGCGCAGCGGAAGCCGGAUCCGGCGAGUUUUGCGAAUGUGUUGGUGCCGACGUUGCGGGAGAAGCAUGGGGUGGGGGAGGUACCGGCGGAGGGGGUGUUAGUGAUCGGGGAUACGGUGGCAGAUAUUAAGUUUGCGAGGAAUAUUGGGGGGAGGGUUUGUUGGUGUCGGUAUGGGUAUGGGGAUCGGGGCGCGUGUGAGGCGUUGGCGCCGGAUUUCGUGGUGGAUUCUUUGGGGGAAGUGGUGGGGAUUGUUAAGGAGUGAUUCUGUUUAAGAGAGGGGAAGUACGUGGCAUUUUGUAUAGAGUAGUCAUGACGUUGGAGGAUAUAGAAUAAAAUAAAAUAAAAAUGUGCAGCAGACAAA